AUGCCGACGGGGUUUCAGCGGCGGGAUACGUGCGAGUAUCAUGCGCGUCGGUGUAUCCAUGGGGUCGGUCUCCUAGGUACCGUCAAGCUUCUCCUGGUGGUACCUCUCCGCGCCCGCUAUCCCGACCUCGCCGAAGGAAUUCAGAACUCGAAACAGCAGAAGAAGUUCACAACGGCUAAGCGCUACCCACCGGUACGGCUACGGCUACUUACCCUCCUCCUCCUCAACCUCCAACACCACCGGCCGGGCCCUACAUACUACAUAGUACACCGUCCCACCUUGAACACCUACAUCGGUCACUAG
This is a messenger RNA of Coprinopsis cinerea okayama7#130, 303 nucleotides long. RefSeq lists its product as hypothetical. The record is from RefSeq and is a predicted model, not a curated record. Lineage: Eukaryota; Fungi; Basidiomycota; Agaricomycetes; Agaricales; Psathyrellaceae. The coding region runs from base 1 to 303 and encodes 100 amino acids. The transcript has 3 exons.